Arabis nemorensis is the source of this 3363-nucleotide messenger RNA. NCBI's taxonomy places the organism in Eukaryota, Viridiplantae, Streptophyta, Magnoliopsida, Brassicales, Brassicaceae. The record is from the annotation of a GenBank genome assembly.
AUGACCACGACAACGCUGGAGAAGUCUCCGGCGAGACCUAUCUCCGUCAACGAUUGGGACGUUCUCAUCGAAGACUUCCGAGACGCCGGCGCUCCUCGAGACUGGUUCACCUCCGUCUUCUCGAUUGAUUCUCUGGUGGACUUCGCUCUCUCUUCUCUCCUGAAGAAGGAAUUUCCUUCGCAAGUGAAGCUCUCAAUCCUUGUCUUUCUCGACGAAUUUUUCGAGAUUUUGUUUGAUAAAUGUGGUGACGAGACCUUUGAUCGUUUCAUCGAUGCUCUUCGUGCGAUCGUGCAAUCUCCGACGGAUGGAUCUUCUGGAUUGAAAGAGCAAGCUAUGAUCUCUUUCACGUCGGUGCUAGUAUCGAUUGAUUCUUUCUCCGUACGUCACGUUGAAGCAGUUGUCGACUUGCUACUAGCCCUCGUUAAUCGUCCCAACCAUGGGUUUGACCGACAAGCUCGUGCCAUCGCUUGUGAGUGCUUACGUCAGCUAGAGAAAGCCUUUCCUGGUUUGCUCUCCGACGUCGCUGGUCAUCUUUGGUCGCUGUGCCAAGCGGAGAGAACCCAUGCCGUGCAAGCUUACCUUCUCUUGUUCACCACUGUUGUCUACAACGUCGUCAAUCAAAAGCUUAAGGUUUCACUUCUUAGUACCUCUGUGCCUCUGGUGCCUUUCAAUGCUCCCAAUUGGAUGCAGGAAGAGAGUUCGAUUUCAGGUCAAGGUCAAGGGUCGGGGCCAGAUCAGAAGGAGCUAAGACGAACACUGGCUUUUAUGUUGGAGUCGCCGUAUCUAUUCACGUCUUGUGCUAUGAUGGAGUUUAUGGGUAUGGUAGUGCCACUUGCAUCGGCAUUGGAGUUACAGGCCUCUAUGUUGAAAGUUCAGUUCUUGGGGAUGAUUUAUUCGUUUGAUCCAAUGCUUUGUCAUCUUGUCUUACUUAUGUAUUGUCAAUUCCCUGAUGCGUUUGAGGGACAAGAGAAAGAGAUCAUGAGAAGGCUUAUGCUUCUCUCUAAGGAGACUCAGAUCUAUCUUGUUUUCCGCUUGCUUGCGCUUCACUGGUUAAUGGGUUUGUUGAAUAAGCUUAUGUUGAGUGGCGAGCUCGAGAAGAGGAAAUCGGUUCUUGAGAUGGGUCAGAAGUUUCAUCCUGUUGUUUUUGAUCCACUCGCUUUGAAAGCGUUGAAGCUUGAUCUUCUGGUACAAUGCUCUGUUAGUUCCAAUGCUUUGAGUGGAGGUGAUAACAAAAAAUCUGCAGGGGAGUUGUUGCAGGAAUGUUUGGUAUCGGUUUCAGAUUUCAAAUGGUUGCCUCCCUGGAGCUCAGAAACUGCACUAGCACUCCGCACUUUACACAAGUUUCUGAUAUGUGCCUCUACACAUUCCGACUCUGACCCUUCCACCACUAGAAGCCUUAUGGAGUCUAGCCUGUUCCAAAACUUGCAGGGGUUGCUGGUAGACAUGACUUUGGAAUAUCAAAUCUUGGUCCCUGUUAUUGUGGCUUUUAUUGAGCGGUUGAUAAACUGUCAAAAGCAUCAGUGGUUAGGAGAACGGUUUCUUCAGACAAUCGAUGAGAGACUGCUUCCCAAACUUGAGAAAAACAAUUUGUUAACAGCUUACUUCCCGCUUUUCCAUCGGAUUGCCGAGAAUGAUACAAUACCUCCUUCUCGAUUGAUUGAGUUGCUUACGAAGUUUGUCGUUUCACUUGUUGGUAAGCGCGGGUUUGAUGUGGGAUUGAAAUUGUGGGAUCAGGGAACUGAAGUUCUUGGCAUUUGUCGAACACUGUUGAGUCAUCAUAAGAGCUCUAGAUUAUUUCUUGGACUCUCUCGUCUUCUUUCCCUCACGUGUCUUUAUUUCCCUGAUCUGGAGGUCCGAGACAAUGCUAGGAUAUAUCUGAGGAUGCUGGUGUGUAUACCAGGACGGACGAUAAAGAACAUUUUGAAGCCUGCAGACACUGUGUCUCCAUCAACUCAUUCAUCUACAUUUUUUACAGUCCAAAGUCCUCGUUUUCGUCAUGAUCCUAACAAAUCUAGGAGCCUUUCAUCCUAUAUUCAUCUUGAACGGGUUACGCCCCUACUCGUGAAACAGUCAUGGUCGUUGUCUUUACCAUCUGUAGGUGUUGGAAAUGAUGGAUAUAGCAUUAUCGAAAGCAAAAUUCAGGUUGAUGAAAUUGAGCCGGAUAGCAGUCAAGAACUCCAGAUUUUGCCAGACUCUCGAAGAAUUGAAUCAGGAAAGCCCACAUUAAGGGUGAUGGACGCAAAAAUUGCAGAGAUUCUUGAAAGGUUAAGAAGAUAUUUCUCAAUAAUUCCUGAUUUCAGACACAUGCCUGGAAUUAAGGUUAGGAUAACCUGUAGUUUGAGAUUGGAUGCUGAACCAUAUAACAGCACAUGGGGCGGUCAAACCGAGAGUACCGAGUUAGAUAAAGUCGACUCACCUCCUGCAAUAUUCGCGACCGUGCUCAAAUUUUCUUCUUCAGCACCUUAUGGCUCUAUUCCAGCGUGCCGUAUACCUUUCCUUCUCGGUGAGCCUCAUUGGAACAAGAAUGUACCCGAUGAUGAAGGUUCUUUGGACAUUGUCUUGUUAGAAAACACACCUAAAGAGGAGAAAAAAGAUGGCUUGGGAGGAGCACCUGUAACAGUUGAACUGGAACCUAGAGAACCAACACCGGGUUUGGUCGAGGUUUUCAUGGAAGCAAACGCAGAGAAUGGCCAGAUGAUUCAGGGUAAACUCGAGAGUGUCCCUGUGGGGAUCGAAGACAUGUUCUUGAAAGCUCUUGCCCCACCCGACGAACCUGAAGAUACAAUACCGAGCUACUACUCAGAUCUAUUCAAUGCUUUAUGGGAAGUGUGCGGUUCUUCAUCCAGCACUGCACACGAAACAUUUGCACUAAAAGGAGGCAAAACCGCAGCAGCAAUCAGCGGGACUCGGUCAGUGAAACUGCUAGAAGUCCCUGCAGAAAUUGUUAUACAGGCAAGCGAGCUUCAUUUAGCUCCCUUUGUGGUGGCUAUCAUCGGAGAACAGCUUGUCAACAUUGUAAGAGACGGAGGAAUCAUCGAGAACAUCAUGUGGAAGGAGGAAGAAGAAGAAGGGGAUCACACAAAUGCGGACCGGUCUACUUCUUCCUCAGCAGGGGCCACAGGAUCAAACCGAGGUCCUCUUCGUCUAACGUACAUUGGAUAUGGAGAUGAUCAAGAGGUUCCGAUGACGAGGAGCAGAGGGAAAAUGGGAAAGAUAAAGAUGCUGAUGUUUUUGCCGCCGAGAUAUCAUCUGCUGUUUGAAAUGGAAGUUGGUGAAGGAUCGACAUUGGUGCAUAUAAGAACAGAUCAUUGGCCUUGCUUAGCUUAUGUUGAUGAUUACUUAGAAGCUUUGUUUUUGCAGUAG